Glycine soja is the source of this 1026-nucleotide messenger RNA. RefSeq names its product LOB domain-containing protein 41-like. The record is from RefSeq and is a predicted model, not a curated record. The transcript has 2 exons. Gene Ontology annotation, biological process: regulation of gene expression. NCBI's taxonomy places the organism in Eukaryota, Viridiplantae, Streptophyta, Magnoliopsida, Fabales, Fabaceae. Bases 150 to 809 code for a protein of 219 amino acids.
UAAAGAAGAAAACCACUACAUUGCAAAACCAAUGGAUCAAUGAGCAAAUGAACGUUUCAUUACCACCCCUGACUAGCUAAUUUCACUUGGUUCCUUAGUUUGUGCUAAUAAAUACCCCCGGAAUAGCUAUUGUACCAUACACAGUCACCAUGAAGUUGAGUUGCAAUGGGUGUCGCAUUCUCCGCAAAGGUUGUGGUGAGGAUUGUGCCAUAAGGCCAUGCCUCGAGUGGAUCAACACUCCUCAGGCCCAAGCCAACGCUACCCUCUUCCUUGCCAAAUUCUAUGGUCGUGCUGGCUUGGUCAACCUCAUCGAUUCUGCCCCACAACACAAUGGACCUGCUGUAUUCAAGUCACUAUUGUAUGAGGCAUGUGGGAGAAUUGCGAAUCCGACAUUUGGGUCAGUGGGCUUGUUUUGGACCGGUGAGUGGGCCCAAUGCCAAGCUGCCGUUGAUGCUGUGCUAGCUGGGUCCCAGAUCAAGGUCGUGGGAGCUUCCGAUUCGCAGGGGAUUGCGACACAUGGCGACGAGCAUGUUGCCCAAAUCCUUGGCAUUCGCCACGUGUCCAAAGAUGCUGAAAUGGACCAUGUGAAAGGAAGAGCCAAGAAGAUCAAGAGAUCUAGGACAGUGAUCAAGCCAAAGCCACAAGUGAGUUCAAUUGACUCGGCUGCGAUGUUGAAGCUGACUUGGAGCCGUGAGCCAGGAGGGUCCGAGGGUGAUAGUGAGGAAACUGUGGAAGCUAUGUUGGUGAGCCAAAACAAGCCGAGUCGUAAUGGUGGAGUUGAGAUGGAUUUGGAUCUCACUCUCGGCUAGGCUUCUACUGUUAGUGAAGUGUUGCUACCAAAUCAAUUUAGUAAUAGAAAAUAGCGUUGUUUUUAAUAUUUUGUUUUAUAUUUUACUCAAAAAGUAUUUUGUUUUAUUCGGCAUUUGUAUGUUUUUCUUCCGUGAAACAGGAUCAUUGGGCAUAGCCAAAUGUAAAUGUUGUUGGGGAUUUAAGGUAGUGUAUGUUGUUGUUUGGAGCAUAAACUCA